CUCUCUCUCCACCAUUAUCAUUACACUGCUUUCUCUCUCUCUCUCUCACACACACGUAGACAUAGCAAAGCAAAGCAAAGCAAAGCAAAGCAAAGCCAGAGAGCUAGAGCUAGAGAGAGAGAGAGAAUGCAUUACGAGCUGCGAUUCUAGAUCUGAAAUCCUUGCCAAGACACUGGGGAGAUGGGGGUUUUGGGCGAAUCUUGGUGUUUCUGCAAUGGCGGAGGCAAGUCUGAGAGAAUGAAAGCUGCCAUUUUUUCCGGCAAAGGUCCGGCCAUGGCGAGAAUCUCCGGCGGCGGUGGAGGAAUGUCCGGCACCGGCUUCCUCAUCCACAGAAAUCUGCUGUUGACCACGCACGUCAACCUCCCGUCGGUGGCCGCCGCUGAGUCGGCUGAGAUCCGCCUUCGGAACGUUGCCGCUGCUAGCCUUUUCCCUCACAGGUUUUUCAUCACCAGCUCUGUUCUUGACCUUACAAUAGUGGGUGUAGAUGCCAUGGAUGGAGACUCAAAUGCUCAGGGGCAGCAGCCUCACUACUUAAAAACCUGCUCUAAACCAAAUCUGGAGCUGGGUAGUGUAGUUUACCUUCUAGGCUACACACAGAAAAAUGAGUUGACAGUUGGUGAAGGUAAAGUGGUUAUAGCCACGGACAAUCUCAUAAAGCUGUCCACUGACAGUGUAACUUGGAGCCCUGGGUCUGCUGGUUUUGAUGUGCAAGGCAAUCUUGCAUUCAUGGUCUGUGAUCCCAUGAAGCUAGCUACAUCUCCAAACACAAAAUCCUCUUCAACGUCAUCAUCAUCGUCAUCAUCAUGGAAGAAGGACCUUCCUAUGCAAUUCGGUAUCCCUAUCCCCAUCAUCUGUGAUUGGUUAAACCAGCAUUGGGAGGGUAACCUUGAUGACCUCAACAAACCCAAGUUACCUCUCAUCCGGUUGAUGUCUGCUGGCCAGAAGAGUGAUCAUUCUUGUGCUUCCUUCACAAUGAGGAGGGUCUUCAAGUCAACGGAGCCUGAAAAUGUCGUAACACCAUCAUCAUCAAAUUUAAUGUCAAAAACAAAGGAUCAGCCAGGUCCAAGCUGUUCUGCUGCAGCAAAUACCUUUGUUGAUGAAACCCUGACCACCGAUCCACAUGCUGCAACCCAUGUGCAGGGGAUUCCAACACCAGAAAUUUAUGACUCACCAAAAUUAACCUCAGUCCCUGUAAGAUUGAAGGAAAAUACCCAAUUCCAGCUUUUAGAUAUUAAUUUUCCUCCAAAGGUUGCCAAAACUCCAGCUUUGCCACAGUCUACCAACAAGCUGGCCCCUUGCUCGGAUGAGAAUUGUGUCAAGGAACUUCCCCUGCAGCAACCAUUGAGAGAAGAAGAAAGAUUUAGUGGCAGAGGACAGCGUGGUCCCAUGGCAGAUGCUGACAUUUCCUCAACAGGUUCUGUAAAUGGGGGCCAUAGUGAGGUACAGUCCAGUUCGUCCCCAGUCGAGGUUUCAGAGAUGCAUAAUGGGUAUAGCAGUGAAGGAGAGACUACUAUGUAUUCUGCAGAAACAGCUGAAAGUCGUAAUUAUCCGACUCCUAGGGAGGGAAAGUUUCAGCAAGUCGGGAGGAGCCAGAGCUGUGUGAAUUACAACAGAUGGGGAGCUGUUCAAAGGAAUCCUGUGGUUCGCAAGACAGUGCUAGAAAACCAGAGGAGCUUUGUGCAAGGAAGAAAGAUCUAUUCACAAGGGGCAACUUCUCAAAGGAGUAAUGACUUCUACGGCCCAACAGUUUCCUCCAUCAUGAAAAACCGAAACAAUUCAGAUCAGCGAAACAGGCCGCGGCAAAACACAGUUCAUUCAUCUCCGAGAUGGAUGUUCUGACAAGUGUGAUACAAGUGGUCUUUUUUUGGUUGAAUGCAGAGCCAUUUAAUUUCCAUUUGCCCAUACUGUACCUAAUUUAUUGUGACUAUAUGUGCAGAACAAUUCAAAGAUAAAUAAGAAAUUCAGCAAGAGUUUUGUUUAUAAUCA
Camellia sinensis is the source of this 1986-nucleotide messenger RNA. RefSeq lists its product as uncharacterized. The record is from RefSeq and is a predicted model, not a curated record. Lineage: Eukaryota; Viridiplantae; Streptophyta; Magnoliopsida; Ericales; Theaceae.